CUCUUUUUACAUCCCUAAACUCAGUAUGCUUUCUCAUAAUUAUUAUUGCUAUUAGGUUAAUUUCUGAAGAGACCUUUAUGACCCCAAGCUUUCAUAUUUGUGACCCCAGGUGGGUUCCCGAGCCCAACUUUGAACUCAGUGGAAGCCGCGAAUCGGAGGCUAACUUCGUCGUCGCGUUGAACAAAAAUUUUAUCUAGAUUAUCUUUUUAUAUUUUAAACAAAUGGCUGACAUUUUAUCAUUGAAAGAAUCGGUUCUGGUUUAUUUAGACAGAAGUGGUGGUCUUCAGAAACUUGCGGACGACUGCAGACCUCUAAACGACCCCCAGCAGACCGAGGCAGUCUACAGGUUCAGGGUUCUUGUAAAUCCUUCAGAUUUAAUAGAAAUGGAUCCUAGACUAGGGGACUGUGUUCUGCAUGAUCCCCUCAGAGCGACCGGUCUGUUUCAGUCAGUGUGUUUUUUGGCUAUAAAAACACUUUCACUUACUGACAAAAUACAUACAGCGAGUCAGGUGAAUGUUUCUCUGAAUUUUACACAUCUUCCUCCAUUCCCUGAGUACACGUUGGACCUUAGUGGUUUUCACCAAGUAUACGGUCCUAUGAGGCCCGUCUCCAUGGAGGGGGCAGUCAUUGCCAUAACGAGGGUCAUGAAAUACACCCAGGGGGCAAGAUUCCUUUGUACUGAUGAUGACUGCCCUGGAGCUACAGGAUUCCACCACAUCCGAGUUCACACACCUGGAGCCACUGAGUCAGCCACGGUGAGAAACGACUUCAGCUGCAUGAUCUGCAGCUCCCAGCUGAGGGAGGAUGUGAAGUUUAGAGUGUUAGGAGACAAACAGCUGGUGGAGCUGAUCCAUGUUGGAGCGUUGGAUGUUCUGAGAGGCCGACAGCAGAGCUCUUUCAGAUACCAAUCUGUCACUCUGUUUCUCAGAGCUGAACUGUGCCACUCGAUGACAAUCGGUCGACUCUACAGGGUGGUAGGCAUCCCUGUGCUUGUGCAUCAGUGGCCGAGCAUUACCUGGAGCAUGGAGGCAAACAGUGUUCAGCCAUGGGAGCCACAUUCUCUCCCUCCAGGCUGCCUUAAAGUGUCCCCCAGAUUCCUGGAGCUGUCGGAGUGCGUGGCUUCUUCUCCCUGGAGGUUCCCCGCCAUCGUCGCUCACUGCUUUGGGCUGGACCUGACUCCUCCUGGCUUGUACAACACACUUAAACUGUGUCUGCUGCUCAGCUUGGUGCAGACCAGAACCGAUGCAAACGAUCCCAGUUUGGAUCUCCUGGUGGUCACAGCUGACACACUCGUAUUAGACAGACUAAUGGCAUACAGUUUGAGUCUGGCGUGUCGCGGGGUCAGACAUCAGGCCUCCGCUGAGAUGUUUGCCUCUCUGUCCCGAGACGAACAUGGAGCAGGAACCGCCAACAUCCACGCUGGCUCUGCACUACUCGCCUCUGGGGGCAUUUGCAUGCUGGGAGAUCUUGGCUUUUACAGAAAGGACAAACUGGACAACAUACAGUCAGGUUUGCCCCCUCCUCCUGGUUUGGUAAGUUCAGCAUCUUUUGAUGAAGGUUUAGGAGUGCAUGUCUUUAUUUUGUCAGUUCUGGAGAGCCGCUCUGUGUCUGUGUUCAUCCCUGGGAAGAAGUACGGAGAGGAAGCUGACCAGCAGCUUUCCUUUCCAGUCCAGUGCAACUUCUGGGCUCUCACAGACUCCUCUCAGCGGUCUGGGAGGGCGGACUCAGCUGUACUGGGAACUGCAGACAUGGGUCCUGUGCAAGCCCAGCUAGCAGAAACGUUUGGCCUCGUCAUUCAGUGUGGAGACAGGGUGGGAGAGCGGGGCGUAGUCGCCCAGGCUGUCCACACCCUCCAGCAGACUGUGCAACCUGGAAGUCACCCUCAUCCAUCUUGCUGGGAUUUUUCCACUGAAGACUACCAGGAGCUGGUGGCUCAUUCUCGUGGUUUGGAAGUGGAGCUCAGCCCCGACGCAAAGAAACUGAUCCAUGGUUACUACAUGGCGAGCCGUCGAGCUCGCACUCAGAGUCAGGGAGUCAAGAUUUCUUUGGCCUCCAUCAAACUGCUGAUCUCUUUGGCCGAGGCUCACUGCAAGCUAUGCCUCAGGACUAAAGUACUGGAGGAAGACGCAGUGAUCGCCGUGCUGCUGUGUGAAAACUCAGUCACUCUCAAGCAUGGGGCCUCUGCCCUGGUUAUCCCCCCUGAUGCAGUUUUUCCUUGUGACUUGGGAGAUGUGGACGGUCUACAAAGGAGAGACGCCGCUCUGGACGAGCUCCACCAGAUCAUCUUACGCUUUGUCUAUACAUUCGCACCAGGGGCCGAUGCGUAUAUUACAGAGGAGUAACAUCUCUCAAAACUAUUCAGUAAGGUAGGAAGAAAAAGCAACACAAUUCAAAGUCACACAUUCUGCAGCAAUUUAGAUUUAUAAAGUUUAUUAUUUAUAACAGAAAUGUGACUUGAAAGACUAAAAAAAAAAACAUUUUAGAAAUAUACUUUAUUGUCCUGUAGUAGCAAAGUGAAAAGCAAAUAGAAGCAUGCAUUUUCACACAAAGUAUAAAA
Messenger RNA from Xiphophorus hellerii (green swordtail), 2557 nucleotides. It is a transcript of the gene mcmdc2, whose product is annotated as minichromosome maintenance domain containing 2. Gene Ontology annotation, biological process: double-strand break repair via break-induced replication. Lineage: Eukaryota; Metazoa; Chordata; Actinopteri; Cyprinodontiformes; Poeciliidae. The transcript is spliced from 13 exons. Bases 222 to 2342 code for a protein of 706 amino acids. The record is from RefSeq and is a predicted model, not a curated record. Gene Ontology annotation, molecular function: ATP binding; single-stranded DNA helicase activity; DNA binding. Gene Ontology annotation, cellular component: nucleus.